AUGUUAUUUACACAUAUUCUCUUUCUCCUCUUAGGUGCUGUCGCUACAGUCACUGGCUCCAUCGUGGUAACUGGUUGGAAUGCUCUUGCUUGCGGUAACGAACCACAGAGAGGGACAGAACUCUUCACGAUGGGUUUCGAAGAUGCGAUGGACGGAUGCACAAACACCGGACUUGGAGAAAAGAUAUUCUCAAUAACGGCCACAUCAGACACAGAUAUGUCUGAAAUCUGGGCCUACGCGCUUCCUAACUGCAAAGGACAGCGAAGAUUGAUCGAGCCGGAGACCUGCCUUAAUCCCGACAUCAACAUCAAAUACUUCCAAUCCUAUAAGAUUACUUUCAAUUUCUCAUAA
Molecule: messenger RNA, 351 nt
Organism: Penicillium taxi
Lineage: Eukaryota; Fungi; Ascomycota; Eurotiomycetes; Eurotiales; Aspergillaceae
Exons: 1
Coding region: 1-351 (116 amino acids)
Source: RefSeq, a predicted model, not a curated record